ACACCACACCAUACAUCAGAAAGAGGCAGAAGCCAUUAUCGUCCUUCACUGCUUCCCAUCCCUUAUAGGAACUGCUAAACCCCUUCCCCCCAGCUAUUAGGGCUUUUGCUCGUCGCCACCACCAAUGUCGAAUAAACGCGCCAGAAUUACAAACCCCGAGCCCUUUUUGCCCUUGGGUUCCGAUGCCUUCUCCUCCAAGAAACGCUCCAAGCCACCAAAGCACCACCAGGACCAUCAGAAGCUCGUCCCAUCCGCCGUCAGCUCCAAGAUUCUCAAGGAAGCCCUACUUCAGCAGAAGGAAAUCCAGCAAGAGGAGGAUAACGAGAACGGGGUUGCUGAGCAGAAUUCUAGUAGUACUUUUAGGUUUCCCGAUGUGCAUCGUCUCAAAGACAAUGAUGAUGAUGAGGAUGUGGACGAUUUUGAAGGGUUUUCCGAGACCCAGAGUCAGUUUGGAACAUGGAAUUUUGAGGAUGAGAUUGAUGAGGAAGAUGAAAAGUUGCUGGAAGCCUUUCUAUCAAAAGAUGAUCGCCCUCAACGCACAUUAGCUGACAUCAUUGUGGAGAAGAUCAAACAAAAAGAUGCUCAAGUUUCUUCAGGAGUGGAACCUAUGCCAAAAUUGGACGACUCCAUUAUAGAGCUGUACAAGGGGGUUGGCAAGCUUCUUAGCAAAUACACCUCCGGCAAGAUGCCAAAAGCUUUCAAGCACAUACCAUCUCUCCAAUUCUGGGAGGAAGUGUUGUACUUAACUGAACCUGAGAAAUGGUCGCCAAAUGCAAUGUAUCAAGCAACUAGAAUCUUUGCUUCUAAUUUGGGUGUCAAGAAGGUGGAACGAUUCUAUAAGCUUGUUUUGCUGCCACGUGUAAGAGAAGAUAUUCGGAAAAAUAAGAGGCUGCACUUUGCUUUGUACCAAUCCUUGAAAAAAGCUCUGUAUAAACCAGCUGCUUUUAACAAGGGAAUCUUAUUUCCCUUGUGUGAGUCGAGGACAUGCACUUUGAGGGAAGCUGUUAUAGUUGGCAGUAUCAUUGAGAAAAUCUCCAUUCCUCCUCUUCAUUCCAGUGUUGCUUUGUUGAAGCUUGCGGAGAUGGAGUACUAUGGUACAACAAGUUAUUUCAUCAAGUUACUAAUUGAGAAGAAGUACGCAUUGCCAUACCGUGUUCUUGACGCUUUGGUCGCUCAUUUUAUGAAAUUCUACGAUGAUUCUAGAGUAAUGCCGGUGAUCUGGCAUCAAUCGCUUCUUGGAUUUGCACAGAGGUACAAAAAUGAGUUGACAAAGGAAGACAAAGCCAAUCUCAACACUCUAGUUGAAAGGCAAAGACAUAAAUUAGUUACACCUGAAAUAUUAAGGGAAUUAAAUAACAGCCGCAACCGUGGGGAGAAAGAAGAUGAUCCUAUGUCGAUCUCAACCCCUAUUUCUGUAGUUACCAAAGUGAUUCAAGAAGACAGGUUUGAUAUUCCAGAUGUACCAAUGGAGGACUGAAAUAUUGUUGCAGCUUUUUUUAUGUCAUUCAGACAAAAGUUGGGCUGGAGAGAUAUACAGUAGAUAUCAUUUUGCAGUCUGUUAGAAUGUAGCAGACGAUGGGAAGGUAAAUGCGGUAUGUGAUUGCUGGUGGAAUUGUUCCAUCUUUAUUCUUAGAGCCAUCUGUGUUUCCAGAUGGUCGUGGCGAAGCUUUUGGAGAUACCAUUGUUUACCAGUGGCAACUUUCCCUUUUAACCAAACCCGCAUUUGUUGUCCCAGUUUCCUAUAGUGAAUGGAAUUAUAGAGAUGUGAUUGUUAGGUUAGAUUGAAUUAUUGCAAUUUGUUCUCACGAGAAAUUUCAGUUGAUACAGAUAUUUUUAUUUGGAUUUAUUCCUGAAUGUUGUCUUGAAAGCAGUAUGAUUUUGCUAGGGAUUUGCAGAGGUCUAUUUUUUUCAGUAAUCAAAUUUGAAAUUAAAUAUCA
Messenger RNA from Sesamum indicum (sesame), 1937 nucleotides. The record is from RefSeq and is a predicted model, not a curated record. NCBI's taxonomy places the organism in Eukaryota, Viridiplantae, Streptophyta, Magnoliopsida, Lamiales, Pedaliaceae.